AUGUUAGCUCAAGCUCAUUAUACACCUUUAUCUUUUUCCAAAAGUGACAGUAACACCAGUAAUUCAGUGCUGAUUGACCAAUUCUUAAAAGAAGCUUUACAAAUAUUAAGCCAUGUGGACACUUCAAUACAUCACAAUGGCGAUCAUAUUAUAGAUCAGGCCGAAAGAAGUCCUGAAAGUGACGAGAGCGGAAAAAAUAGCUCGGUUACAUGGCAACUGAAGCUGACACCUACAACCAUGACAUUGGAUACGAGUAUUUUGACAGUAUCAGGGCUGGAAGAAGUGUUGGAACUGAUUCGAAUCAAUGUAAGACCGCGCCCGCCCAAGGUUAAAGACAAACGUUCAAAAAGGAUUCAUUCGGACCAAUAUGAUAUGCACCUAUUUCACAGACUGAUGCACCCUCUUUUCCAGCUGUCGAUGAUCGUCGCCGUACCACGAUUGGAUCAAGCCCUGGCUCAGCAAUACAACUCUGUUCAGUUCAUGCGACAAUGUGUGCACUGCUUCAUAAACUGUGGAUACUCGUUCUUUUUGGAUGCACCAAGUCUUUUGGCUAACACUGACAUGAUAUUAUCAGUACCGAGCGCCGCAAACGAGCAUCCAGUUGAGUCAUUACUUGUUUUAAGUAUAUGCAGCCUGAUAGUACGACAUACAUCCUUGCAUCACCGUGUUGAUCCAACCGCUGCGAAUAUUUUGAUGCAUUCUUAUUAUGCACAAGCGCGACUACUUUUAGAAGAUUUGUUUGAUGUACAUCACAUAUCUGUCGUCAUCUCCAUGUUUAUCCUCUCUGUCUAUGCUCAGGGCCGCAUCUGUCUCUUUGCACCAUCAACAGUUCAAACACCGUUAUUGAAGACAGCCAUAAGGAUGGCGCUUACAAUGGACCUGCAUAAAUUAGACACACGUCAUGACAAAGAAUCCGAUCAAAAGGAAAGGCUAAGACGUCUAGCCUGGAUGCUACUAUGUGCGGACUAUUAUGCUGAUUGGAACACAACAGGACAGACAGGUCUUAUUGAUGUAUCCGACUGGCAUGUUGACUUUCCUCAACCCUUACCCAACGAACAGAACCCAAGGAGGACAGAGUAUUUUUCCCAAUACUGUCGUAUUGUCAUGCUACGUAAGAUGGAGUUAUUUAGAACAGCCUACAUGCUAGCGCUGCAAUAUCCUCAAGAGGCACUUUUCUCUGGAUUAGACGAACAACUCUUCCAGACUUACUUCAAUACACCUAGCGCAUUUAACAUCAACCUGAACCCACAGACCUUCCUGACGCAGGUAUGGACUCGACGAGAUAUCGAGUCACUCCUAUUAAACGAGUUAUACUGCCAUACACAGCUAUCUGCUCGAUUGCCAUUUUUGCCCAAGCGACUCUUUGAAGCCUUUAUAGCAGACGAAGAAAGCAUGAGACUUGCAGAUUUGAACAGUAUACACCAAAGGAUUAGGCAAAUAUCGAUUGUUGAACCAACCCACACAUUAUAUACAACAACAGGCUUACUUCAUCAUCGUUAUCAUGCAGUGUCACCGACUGAAAGCCGACCAGAACUAGAACUCUCUUGCUUGAUUGGCUGUUUACAGACAGUCAAUACAUAUACCCUGAUAUUAGAAACACUUGCAUCAUUAGAUACCAUGGGAUGUCAUCAUAAUCCACUGUUUGGUAUUGCGUACAUUUGCCACCUAUGUUUAAUAUUUCAAAAAUCAUAUCCUGAUGACAUGGACAUCGUCUCAUUCUGUCAAAUCCACCUUGUUCGAAUGCAUCGUCUGCUACGGCAAGUAAGAAGCGUCUAUGCAGACCCUGCUAUACUAUUUUUGGAUACAAUGUUAGUAAGACGAAACAUUGUCUUUAAACAAGAUGUAUCACUUCCUGCAUUGCUCAAUCGAGCUUGUCAACUGAUCGGUUUCUUACAGACCAGGCUAAGUCAUAGCAACAGUAACAAUACAGUCAAGGCAUAA
Messenger RNA from Rhizopus microsporus ATCC 52813, 1941 nucleotides. RefSeq lists its product as uncharacterized. The transcript has a single exon. Bases 1 to 1941 code for a protein of 646 amino acids. The record is from RefSeq and is a predicted model, not a curated record. Gene Ontology annotation, biological process: DNA-templated transcription. NCBI's taxonomy places the organism in Eukaryota, Fungi, Mucoromycota, Mucoromycetes, Mucorales, Rhizopodaceae. Gene Ontology annotation, molecular function: DNA binding; zinc ion binding.